This is a messenger RNA of Hemibagrus wyckioides, 1400 nucleotides long. RefSeq names its product DnaJ (Hsp40) homolog, subfamily C, member 22 (gene dnajc22). The coding region runs from base 299 to 1321 and encodes 340 amino acids. Lineage: Eukaryota; Metazoa; Chordata; Actinopteri; Siluriformes; Bagridae. Gene Ontology annotation, cellular component: early endosome; plasma membrane. Gene Ontology annotation, biological process: endocytosis. The record is from RefSeq and is a predicted model, not a curated record. The transcript has 4 exons.
ACUGACACCAAUAUGGAAGCUAUCCAUUUCAGGAGAGUUUGGAGCAGAUUUGAGGGUGAAGCGCCUACAAACGUCUCCAUUUAACUGCAUUUAUUUGUUUUUCUCCGGAAUAUGACUGAGCAACUUUGAAUCCAUGUGUGUUAUUUUGUGUUUCCGCCAGUAGUAAAACUGAAGGAAGUCGCUUGCUGUUUUUACAAGCCAUCUUCACGUAGGUAAGAUUUCUAGCAAAAUUACUCUAUAAAAUUAGCAGUGAAGAGAAGUGUUUUCCUCUGCUAGAUGGACUUCUGAGGAUGCUCUUAUGCCUAAGAGUCUAAUAACAACCUACGCCCUCUGGGCAGUGGGAGGCCCACUGGGACUUCAUCACCUGUACCUGAGAAGGGACAGCCAUGCUCUCUUGUGGAUGCUCACUUUGGGUGGUUUUGGGUUCGGUUGGCUCAGAGAGUUCUUCCGAAUCCCAGCUUACGUGAGCGAAGCCAACAAAGAGGCUGAGAGAGUCAGACGCCCGUCCAACAAUCCUCCACCAAUCGGCUUGGUUCGCGUUGCUGGUCAGGUUUGCGUCGGCAUUUACUUUGGAUCGCUUGCUUUGAUCAGUCUGAACUCUCUGAACUUUUUCUACCUGCUUGUGCUGCCAUUGAGUGUUGGUGCAGGGGUGCACCUGGUGUCCAGCGUUGGUCAGCAGACUUCUGACCCGCAGAAGAUCCUCACAGCAUGUAUCAUGACCUCGGCCAUAUUCUACGGCAGCAAACUUUCACCUCUUCCCAUAAGCUUAGCAGCUAGUGUCACUGCCGCACAGCAUAGAAAGUUUAAACUUCCUCAACAUGUAAGAUCUACACCAGAGCCAUUGGGACCUCGUGUCUAUCGCCUUAGCCUAGCUCUGCUGGCUUUCUCAGCUCCUCUCGGAUACUGCGUUUUUCACAACACCACAGCUACUUUAUACUACAUUUCAGACUGUGUGGCAGCAUUUCUUGACAUGUUUUGGUUCUUUCCUUGGCUCAGAGGGGUUGUGGAGUACUUUCUGCUGUUGCCAUACCGGAUCUUGUGCGCGAUGACUGGAGGGAGUUAUUAUGAGGAGAGCUGGAAGAAGGUUCUGGAAAUACUUCUCAAUGAAUACAGCAAAAGAGAGAUCGAGGCAAUGAAGGUGCUGUCAGUGUCUGAGGGAGCCACGCUGGAGGAGAUCUCUCACAGCUACAGGGAGCUCGCUAAAUUAUGGCACCCAGACCGGAACCCCAAGAAGAAACAAGAAGCAGAGGAAAUGUUCAUUAAAAUCAAUGAUGCAUAUGAGACUCUGCUCCACAGAUAUAAGCCUCAAAGCAGGAAAUGACUUCAGACUGCAUGUCUGUAGUAGUCUACCAUCCAGUGGUCAUAAAGUGUACUUUCUGGAAUGUAACUUUUGCAUUAGU